AUGGGGUCUAUUGACUUGAACGAUGCGGUUGUACUUUGCAUCCCCACCCGUGACGUCGGUCGCACGAAACCCGCGUCUUCUGAUGUGUCCCUGAUUGUUACUACAGUAAUCAAUAUGAGCACGGUAGGGCUGAUCGGAGAUAACGCCGUCGCAGCUUUUGUGAAGAUCGAAGAUGGAAGCACAACGAUCCUGCCGGCACGGUAUUGUCUUGUACGUGAAGGAUCCAAAACGGACAAGCAAGUUCGCAGCUAG
Molecule: messenger RNA, 252 nt
Organism: Anthostomella pinea
Lineage: Eukaryota; Fungi; Ascomycota; Sordariomycetes; Xylariales; Xylariaceae
Source: the annotation of a GenBank genome assembly